Molecule: messenger RNA, 3462 nt
Organism: Lytechinus pictus (painted urchin)
Lineage: Eukaryota; Metazoa; Echinodermata; Echinoidea; Temnopleuroida; Toxopneustidae
Product: coiled-coil domain-containing protein 181-like
Exons: 5
Coding region: 303-2180 (625 amino acids)
Molecular function (GO): microtubule binding
Source: RefSeq, a predicted model, not a curated record
GAUUGGUCGAAUCGCGACCUCUCUUGCGAGCUCUCUCGAUCGCUCGCUCCAGAUUUUAUAUGGUUGCUCCAUAAACAAUACGCAAACCGCAUAGAUACCAAGAUUGUGUGUGGACUGGAGUGAAAUUUGUGCAAAUGUCGACCAAGAUUAACUUGAUUUCCGAACGUUUCUUGGACUAUUGACAGGAUAAAAUCAUUGAAAUUACUUGAAAGAAGUAACCAGAUAAUUACGUCAUUUGGUGAAGAAUGGUCAUUUUCUAGCUUGUUUAAACACCAGAUGUUAGCUGCAUGUAAUGAUAAACAAUGGAGGAAAAUGGUGAGGAGAGAACCAUGACUCCGAGCAUCCCAGAUUCUAACGAUGAUGCAACCAAUGAGACUAGUCAGCCAGGAGAACCUCAGACAGAGGAGGAGUUGGAACGACUGAUAGACAAAGAGCUGGAAGAUGUGGGGAAAGAUGAGUCCGAGUCACCUGACGAGAAGGAGAAGAGACUUGAUGCCCAGCAGAGGGAGAUUGAUGAAGAGCUUAGAAAACUCAGAGAGGAACUAGAGAUGGACUCUACGUCUCCAGAUGACAUGGGUCCAGAGUAUGACAUCGCUGCACGUGUCAAGCAACUCAAUGAGGAGUUGGCCAAAGAGGGUCCCAUCGAGGAAAAGAAAAACAGGAAAGUUAACUUCCCGGAGAAUGUCAUUAGCAUGGCUGUUCCACCUGAAGAAUAUCCAGAGGAGAAGAAAGAGGGAGAGAAAGAAGAGGAGAGCAAAGAGGAUGGACUAUCAGUGCCUGUGAAUGAUGAAGGGUUGGAUACGCCCCAAGCAGUACGGGAAGGUUGGGGUACUCCAGAAAAUGGGAUGAACAGAGAUGCAGUUGCUGAACAAAGGCAGGAAGGUGUUGAAGCGGAGAAGCAUAUUGGUAGUAGUAGUGGACAAGAGGACAUUGAGUUGGUGUCUCCCAGUCCUUCAGAAUCUCUCCCAAAUAGGACUGAGGAUGAUUCUGGAAAGCCAAGUGAUACAAACACUGGUGUUACUGAACAAAGUAAGGUUAUUGAUCAUCCGGUUGCUCAACAUCCAGUUGUUAACAGGCAUGAAAGCUCAGAGGAUGGUGCCACUCCCCAGGACAAUCAGAAGGACACACUGCCAUAUGAUGCACCUGAUGGGACCGUCAAUAGUUCCAAUAGUGGUGGUGUUCAUGCGAGCAGCAGCAGUGAUCCAAAUGAUGUGGAAGUGGAGAGAUUGACUUUUAGGCCUCAAGUACAGAACAAUAGACUGGUAGGCCAAAACAACAGGCAGGGAGAGGAGAUGAACGCAACAAAGGGAGAAGGGGAAGAAGAAUUUGUGCUUGUGGAGCGUGGUGGGAAGUUCUAUCAUGUGCAUGUCAAUGACCUCAGUCCAGAGGAAAGGCAAUUUCUUGGGUUACAGGAGAGUCCUAGGCAAUCAAACAGUAAUUCUCAACUACCAGCAGUGCAGCCCAGGCCCCCUCAGAAACCACGCCCGUCAACAGCUACUGGAGGUGGGGCUAGGGUCGGAAACCAGAAGCCAUCACCCCGACGAGCCAUGUCGGCUAAAACUCAGAAGGAGUACGAUCGACAAGAUCGUCACGGGGCGAUCUACGAGGAGCCUUUCGGGAACCCCCGUUCCAAGUAUGGCAUGACGCCGGAGCAGAAGGAGUUCAGACGAGAGCAGGCUCGCCUUAAGAUGCAGAGGAUGAAGGAGGAGAAAGAAAGAGAAGAACAGGAGAAAAGGGAGAAAGAAGAGUUGUCAGAAUCAAUCUUCAAGGCUUGGGUGGAGAAGAAGAAGGAGGAGAUCACUCAACAGAAGAAGGAAGAGAGGGACAGAAAAAGGGCAGAACUUGAAAACAAGGAGGAGAGGUUUCCAGAGGAGGCAUUUAAAGCUUGGCUUGAGAGGAAAAAGAACCAGAAAAGAACAGAAUCUAACGUCAAACAGCAGCUAUCAGAGGAGCAGAAGCAGGCCUAUUUCAUGCGCAGCAGAGAAGAUUGUGAGAGGGCUUUCAGGGAAUGGAAGAAGUCCAAGAAGGCUGGUCUUCGAGAGGCCCGGUCCAUGAGCCGUGCUGAGGCCCUGGAAACAAAGAAGAGGGCUCGCCAAUCUCGCAAGUCACGAAACUUGGCCAAGGCACUUGAGGUGGCGCAGAACUACCGUUACACCGAGUACUAUGGCUACAGGUUUUAGAAAGCACAGGACUAUAUACGCCGAUACUAUGGCGACUGGUGUUGAAUCGCAAAGGACUGUACUGGCUUCUGGUUUGAGAUAACUCCAGACUACCAUUACAGAGAUUACCAUAGCUACAUGUGUUAUCAGGUAGCACAGGACUAUACACCAAGUACUGUGGCGACAUGGCUUAGAUGGCACAGGAAUACACACCUUGUGCUGUGGUGACCAGUUUUACAAGAAGAUAACAGAAAUAUAUAAAUACUUUGGCUACUGGUUUUACAUGGCACCAGUCUACCAUUAAAGAGAAUGGUGUUAUGUCUAUAUAGUAUAAGACUUUCAUCCAAGUACUAUGGCAACAGGUGUUAGAUAGUAAAGGUCUAUACAUGUAUACCAAAUGUCUUACAGCAGGCAUUAGAUAUUGCAGAACUACAUAAAUCCACCCAGUACUAGAGCUGCAUUUUUUUUUAGUCAGGCUUAUUCUUUACCGUCCAACAACAAAGAGCUAUCAUGUCAUUGUACUAAAAAACUACUGAAGUUGGUAAUAUUAAACAUGGCAGAGAUUAUACACAAGAUAUUUUUGGAUUAUAUAUUCAAUAUUGCUGUAUUUUAGAUUUGUAUUUGUGGAUUGUCAAAUUAUUAACACUUCAUGAAUUAUCUCUGAAAAAUACAGGGAUGAAGAAUAUUUGUAAUGUGUUACUUGUUAUAAGGGCAAUUCUGUGCAAUCAAUGGUUCAUCCUUUAAGCCGUAUGAUUUAAAGGUGCAUUUGUCACCAUAAUUGCAUUAGAAUUCUGGUAAAUUGAUGAUCACAUCAGACUCGGGGAGUAAAUUUGAUUUGAAUUCUAAGAUAAAAGGCAUGGAAAAAAAAUGAAAUUAUGUUGUAAUGGAUACAUUGCCCAGAAUUGCCCAUCAAAAUCUGACCUGCAGUAUUCUGAAAGCAGUUUUGCAUUGGAAAAUAAUACCUAGGCAAACUGUGACAUUGGGUUCAAGACUGCUGAUCGUAUCUCUUUUUUUUUCUUUUGUUUGGGUUGUCAUUGUAUUUAUCAAAGUCAUUUUAACUGAUUCUCAAGUCCAGCUGUUAAGUUAUUGAUUAUAAUACUCUCUUUCAUCCUUAAAAGAUAUAACUAGGGCUGUACAAUAUAGAUAUUGUAUUAAGAUAUUGAAACUUCAAUUAAUAGACCAUACUGACUCCACGAUUUAAAGUGUUUCACACAAGAAAUCUACUUUGAAAUGCUAUAAAGCACAUACAUUAUCUUUAAUAACCCAAUCUAACUCUCUGGGGUCCCAGACAAAGGGUAUAAAU